CUUCAACUGGACCAAGAUUGGCCGAAGCUUGAAUCAUAAUUCUUCAACGGAUUUUUUCCCGGAAGGCUCGAGGAGGCAAAAUAGAAGUUAACGACGGCUGUGAUCGUGCCGGCGGGAGGGUUUUACCGGGAAUGAUCGGCCGGCGUGCUGGAACGAAACGGAUCGGGAGGAGGAGGGACGACUCGCUUCUGACUCGGUUCGUCGACUCAGUUUUCGCUGUCUUCCGAUUGGCUGAGUUCGAGAUCCUCUUCGUCCUCUUUAUCGUCAUCACUUUCCUCAUCUUCAAAGAUCUGACAUCAAGACCGGAGUACAAUCGGAUCCUUGUGAAGAAGCCCGGUGGACCAGACUUUUGGCCGUAUUAGAUGAGGAAGAAACGCUUCUGCAAUGGUUGGUUCUCGUGCUCCGACUUGAGUAUAUCUCGUGUUUCUCUAAGAAAUGUAUGCGUGUAGUUGUCUGAGUCCUGUUUUUCCUUUCUUGUAUACGAAGAUUCGUAGAACCAGAUAAAGAGUUUCUUCCUCUAUAGUCCUAAUCCUGGAUCUGUUUGAAUUUCGUUGUUUUUCAAUGGUAAACGCUCUCAGUUCGAAGACA
This is a messenger RNA of Tarenaya hassleriana, 588 nucleotides long. RefSeq lists its product as uncharacterized. The transcript is spliced from 2 exons. The coding region runs from base 132 to 362 and encodes 76 amino acids. NCBI's taxonomy places the organism in Eukaryota, Viridiplantae, Streptophyta, Magnoliopsida, Brassicales, Cleomaceae. The record is from RefSeq and is a predicted model, not a curated record.